UAAACAUGAACCAGAAACAAAUUAAGCAAAAUCAAACAUUUCCAUUGAAAGCAAAAGUAGCUUGAAUGCUUGUUUGGUGAUUUGUCUUAUGAUAACAGAUGUCUUAACAACAACCCUGUUCUCCGCGUCCUGUCUUCAAAUCAAAGUAUCAAACCACCACCGAUCCAAACCUCCGAUGACACAUGUUCCAUCCCCAACAAGAUUUCAUUUUUCUGUAACCCUUUAUACCUCAUUCCAUUUUCUGCAUCUGGGUCUCUUCCUCUCCCUCCAAAAUUAAAUCUUUCCAUCUGGGCCAUUGAGUUUUGCCUCUAGGGUUGAUUGGUGCUUGUUGAGAUGCUAGUUGUUGAUUCAUGUUCCUCUGUGAUUGCAUGAACCGUGAUGGCUUUGGAUUUGGAAUGUCACAAUGAGUGCUUUGAAUAGAAGCAUUUCCUUCAACAGGGCUGCAUCUUUCAAUCGGAAGACUUUAAGCGUUGGAAGUCCUAGAGUUAAUGUUAGCCAUAACCGAUUCGGAUGUGUUUCUCUCAGGCUUCAGGUUCUUGUGAUUAUUGGUUCUGUGAUUUCCUUCUUUGUAGCGGUUGGUGGUGGCUACAUGUAUUUGCUUCCUAGUCUCAGGCUAGCGUUUUUUCAUAACCAAGCUCUCAUUUCAGAUAACAACAAUGGAUCAGUGAGGAACUGUGAUGUGUUUGAUGGAAGCUGGGUCCAGGUUCCUGAUUCCCCUUUGUAUAAUGCUACAGAGUGUCCUUUUGUGGAACAAGGAUUUGAUUGUUUAGAGAAUGGGAGGGAUGACAUGGAUUAUCUUACAUGGAGGUGGAAGCCUAAAGGUUGUGAAAUUCCAAGGUUUGAUGUGCGUGGAGUUUUGGAAAUGCUGAGAAGCAAAAGGGUUGUUUUUGUUGGUGAUUCAAUGAGUAGAACUCAGUGGGAGUCUCUGAUUUGUAUGCUGAUGGCUGGGGUGGAGGAUAAGGAGAGUGUUUAUGAAGUGAAUGGGAAUAGGAUAACAAAGAGGAUUAGAUUCUUAGGUGUCAGGUUCAGUGCCUUCAAUUUCACCAUUGAGUUUUUUCGCUCUGUUUUCCUGGUGCAGCAGGGGAAGGUGCCUUGGCAUGCACCAAAGAGGGUGAAAUCAACACUUUUGUUGGACAAGUUAGAUGAUAUAAGUGACCAGUGGAUUAAUUCUGAUAUUCUUAUAUUCAACACUGGACAUUGGUGGGUGCCAUCUAAGCUUUUUGAUCUAGGAUGCUUUUUCAAGGUUGGAAACUCUCUGAAGCUUGGGAUGUCUAUUCCUGAUGCCUUUAAAAUUGCACUUGAAACUUGGACAUCAUGGGUUGAGAGAAAGAUUGAUAAAAAUAGAACUCGCGUCUAUUUUAGAACUUUUGAGCCAUCUCACUGGAGUGAUUCUACCCGUAGGACUUGCAAUGUGACCCAGUACCCGUCAUUAGAAACUGAUGGAAGGGAUCAAAGCUUGUUUUCAGACAUUGCUUUGGAAGUUGUGAAGAAUGUUACCAGUCCUAUAAAUGUUCUCCAUGUUACUUCUAUGUCGGCUUUCCGGAGUGAUGCACAUGUUGGUAACUGGAGUGACAAUCCAACUAUUCAGGAUUGUAGCCACUGGUGUCUACCUGGAGUACCUGAUAUGUGGAAUGAAAUCAUCCUGUCCCAACUUUUUACUGAAUAUGAAAUCCCUUUUCAGCAAAUGGAAUCACAUGAUUAGAGACUAACAACAUUCUUAGUAAUUACAAGGCUACCUCAAAAAAUUCAGAUGCUUCAUGAUAUGGAUCAGAUUUCAUUCUCAUGCUAACUCCACAAAUCUGAAGCCAUCUCUUUUUGCAAUUGUUGACCUUGACAUGGGAUUGGUAUCCUUGCUGCUCCCGGUUUCAGAGGAUCACAACAGUUUUGUGAAUAUACUCAAUAUUGCACCAGAUUUUGUAAAAGUAAGUUCCAGAUAGGCAUUAAGAUUGUACCUGGUUCUCUACAACCAAGAGAUGAAACCGAAUAUAUUUUUAAUUGAUUUUCCAAUUCUUUGUAUCCCGGAAAAUGUAUUGUCUGGGAGUUAACAAAUUUGUCUGCAUGUCAUGACUUUUGGUUUUGGCCGUGACGAUGCUAUUGUUUGCCAUAACAAAAGAGAAAGAGAAGAAAUAGUAAAUCAAUCAAUUGUUUUUCCA
Lotus japonicus is the source of this 2153-nucleotide messenger RNA. RefSeq names its product protein trichome berefringence-like 7. NCBI's taxonomy places the organism in Eukaryota, Viridiplantae, Streptophyta, Magnoliopsida, Fabales, Fabaceae. The record is from RefSeq and is a predicted model, not a curated record. Bases 404 to 1702 code for a protein of 432 amino acids. Gene Ontology annotation, cellular component: Golgi apparatus. The transcript has 4 exons. Gene Ontology annotation, molecular function: O-acetyltransferase activity.